GCGGCUCUUUGUCGAAGCUAGAGAACCGGCAGGCGGCAGCAGCAACUACGGCGGCGGCGGCAGAACCCAGCAGUGAUGUGGAGGUGGAGACCCACAGGAGCCCCGGACUACACCUGAGCUACCUCAGCUGUCACCAAGAGUGGCAAGAAAAGGAAGAAAGCCCUGAGUUGGGGGGAACCAGGAUGCCUGACCGGGACAGCUAUGCCAAUGGCACUGGUGGGAGCAGCAGUGGAGGCCCUGGAGGUGGUGGCAGCGAGGAAGCCAGUGGCGCAGGGGCAGGCAAUGUUGGGUCCAACUCAGAUGCCAUCUGCAGAGACUUUCUGAGGAAUGUGUGCAAGCGAGGCAAACGUUGCCGUUAUCGCCAUCCAGACAUGAGCGAGGUAUCCAACUUGGGGGUGAGCAAAAACGAGUUCAUUUUCUGCCAUGACUUCCAGAACAAGGAAUGUAGUCGCCCAAACUGCCGAUUCAUCCAUGGCUCCAAAGAGGAUGAGGAUGGUUAUAAGAAGACAGGAGAGCUUCCCCCUCGGCUGAGGCAGAAAGUGGCAGCUGGCCUGGGCCUUUCUCCAGCUGACCUACCUAAUGGCAAGGAGGAAGUCCCUAUCUGCCGUGACUUUCUCAAGGGGGAUUGCCAGAGAGGAACCAAGUGCAAGUUCCGUCACCUGCAACGGGAUUUUGAGUUUGAUGCUCGGGGUGGUGGAGGAACUGGUGGUGGGGGUUCAACAGGGCCCAUCCCCCCAGGACGGCGUCAUGAUCUCUAUGAUAUCUAUGACCUCCCUGAGAGAAGCUUUGAGGACCAUGAGCCGGGCCCCAAGCGUCGGCGAGGUGGGUGCUGUCCACCAGAUGGUCCCCAUUUUGAAUCGUAUGACUACAACCUGGCUUCAUCCCGAGGAGUGGAGUGCAGACUGCUGGAGGAGGAGAAUGCAAUGCUCAGGAAGCGGGUAGAGGAACUAAAGAAGCAAGUCAGUAACCUGCUGGCCACCAAUGAGGUGCUGCUGGAACAAAAUGCCCAGUUUCGUAAUCAGGCCAAGGUCAUGACCCUGAGCUCCACUGCACCAGCCACUGAGCAGACUCUGGCCCCUACUGUGGGCACUGUUGCCACCUUUAACCAUGGCAUUGCCCAGACUCAUACUACUCUCAGCAGCCAGGCUCUCCAGCCCCGCCCCGUAUCCCAACAAGAACUGGUGGCCCCUGCUGGAGCUCCAGCUGCUCCCCCAACUAAUGCUGCACCUCCUGCUGCUCCACCACCCCCACCUCCACACUUGAACCCAGAAAUCACACCACUGUCAGCUGCUCUGGCUCAAACAAUCGCCCAGGGAAUGGCACCCCCACCUGUCUCCAUGGCUCCUGUGGCUGUAUCUGUGGCUCCUGUGGCCCCUGUGGCUGUGUCAAUGGCCCAGCCCUUGGCAGGAAUCACAAUGAGCCACACCACAACCCCCAUGGUGACUUACCCCAUUGCUUCCCAGAGCAUGCGCAUCACAGCCAUGCCACACUGAUGGAGCAACUGGACACUCUCUUGAUAUAGUCUUCUAGGCUGGGUCAAGGGGCUCUUACUCGCCCACUCACCUAGCCCUCCCAGGCCCUAUCUGAAGGGUUCACUCAAGAACUGGACAAGAGACUACAAGGAAUAUGCUGAGAAGGGGUUGGGCUGGUGUGUUUUCUCUCGCCUCCCUUUCGUGAAUAUCCUCUUGUCCAUUUUCAUUCAAGCCUUACAGAAGGGGCUUGCUUGGGAGUGCAGACUGAAGCCAGCAGAGAAGAAGGACUGCCUAAGGGGCUGUGUGUCCCCUCUUGGGAAGUGGAGGACAACCUUGGUCUUGUCCUCUGUUCUGCACAGCACAGGUUCCAGCACUGGCUUUGGAAGGGGAAAAAAACCCUACUCAGCGGGAAAGCCAGGAAAGAUGGGAAGUAGGUGGCCAGGAGAGAAGGCCUAGUAGGAGCCUUCAGACAACAUAGGGCCCAGUUGAGUUGGACAAUACAGAAAUUGCUCCUGGGUCUCUGAGAGGUGGGGACCAUAGUAUUCCAGCCCAAAGGCUAGGGGAGUAUUCAUUACCUUAGGUUGGGCUGGAAAUCACAGGGCAGGGCCCACCACUUUCCAAAGAAAUAAAAAGUAAUUAUUUUUAACAAA
Orycteropus afer afer is the source of this 2122-nucleotide messenger RNA. It is a transcript of the gene ZC3H10, whose product is annotated as zinc finger CCCH-type containing 10. The record is from RefSeq and is a predicted model, not a curated record. Lineage: Eukaryota; Metazoa; Chordata; Mammalia; Tubulidentata; Orycteropodidae. Gene Ontology annotation, molecular function: metal ion binding.